Molecule: messenger RNA, 609 nt
Organism: Blepharisma stoltei
Lineage: Eukaryota; Ciliophora; Heterotrichea; Heterotrichida; Blepharismidae
Source: the annotation of a GenBank genome assembly
AUGGAAGAAUUCCCAAAGGUAUUUUUAGACUUAAGAAUCGGCGAAAGAGAUGCAGGCAAACUUAUAAUUGAGCUCUUCUACGAAGACGUUCCUAAAACAUGUGAAAACUUCAGACAGCUCUGCAUAGGCGACAAAAGAAGUCCUAAAGGUGUAAAUCUUUCUUAUAAAGGAAGCAUCUUUCAUAGAGUAAUUCGAAACUUUAUGCUCCAAGGCGGCGAUUUCACAAAAAGUGAUGGGACUGGUGGACUCUCUAUUUAUGGACCUAAGUUUGAAGACGAAAAUUUCCGAUUAAAACACAACAAGCCUGGAAUUUUGUCUAUGGCAAAUAUGGGAAGAAACACGAAUGGGUCACAAUUUUUUAUUACAUUAAAAGAAUGCAGACAUCUAGAUGGUAGACAUGUGGUUUUUGGACAAGUUAUUGAAGGGAUGGAGAUUUGUAGAGAAAUCGAAAGAAUGCAGACUGAUGCGUAUGAUAAACCUUUGAUUCCGGUUACCAUUGUAAAUUGCGGGGAGUAUAGUGUUUCGAAGGAAAAGAAAAAGCAUAGGAAACAUAAGCAUAAAAGGAAGCAUCAUCACAAGAGGAGUAGGAGUAGGAGUAGAAGUGUGUAA